GCACGGCCGCAACCCGUACCACUACGACUAGAUUGUCGAACCGGGUCUCCGUUCAGGCCCCCGCUGUCUUCUACUGAAUCUGCGAAGGGGAAACAGCUCCACACUGUCCCUCAUUUUCCAGUUUCAACCUAGGGUUUUCCACCUGAACUGCCAUGGCAGAAGUCAUGAACCUGCCGGUCGACUCGUUGGACCCCCCCCGGGACCAGCCUGACCGGGAUGAUACGAAAUCCCCGGAAGACCCUCAGCCAUCACCUCCGCCACCGCCGAGGCGUCGAGACAGAGACUCUAGGGAGAGGCGAGACGACCGGGACGGCGACCGCCUACCAACCCGUCUCGGCGGCGACGACCAUGACAGAAAUCGGUCCCCGCCGCGAGAGAGGGAGAGGGAUCUCAAGCGGAGGAGCAGCCCCAGCUCCCCUCCACCAUAUCGCGGUCGCCGGCACUCACCGCUUGGCCGCUCGCCUCCAUUUCCGCCGUACAAGCGAUCUAGAAGGGACGACAGUGGGUACAAUGGCCGCCGUGGUAGCCCAAGGGGAGGAUUUGGACCUGGCGACAGAAGGUUUGGUUAUGAUUAUCCUGGUGGGUAUGAACGUGACAUAGGGGGCAGGCCUGGGCAUUUUGAUGAGAGGUCUCAUGGUCGGUUUGGUGGUCGCUCUUCUGGUGGCUAUCCAGGUGGUGCACCUGAGUGGGAUUUGGGCCGUGGUGUUUAUGGUGAUGCAGCAAGUACUCAAAGGGAAGGCUUGAUGUCAUAUAAGCAAUUCAUUCAAGAGCUGGAAGAUGACAUAAUACCAGCCGAAGCUGAGCGUAGAUAUCAAGAAUACAAAUCUGAGUAUAUUUCAACUCAGAAACGGGCUUAUUUUGAUGCUCAUAAAGAUGAGGAAUGGUUGAGAGACAAAUAUCAUCCAACAAAUUUAGUAACUGUUAUUGAAAGGAGGAAUGAGCUUGCACGGAGGAUUGCAAAGGAUUUUUUGCUUGAUUUGCAGAGUGGAACAUUGGAUUUAGGUCCCGGUGCCAGUGCUUCAUCUUCAAAUAAAUCAGAACAGAACAGUGAUCCAAAUUCUGAUGAUGAAGUAGACACAGGUGGCAAAAGAAGACGGCAUGGUCGGGGACCAGCUAAAGAAAUUGAUCUUCUUGCUGCUGCUCCAAAGGCCCACCCAAUCAGUUCUGAACCCAGACGGAUCCAAGUUGACAUUGAGCAAGCACUAGCUCUUGUACGUAAACUUGACUCUGAAAAAGGAAUUGAGGAAAAUAUAUUGUGUGGAGUUGACAAUGACGGGAUGCAUAGAGAGAAAAUUCAUGGCGGUUCUACUGGCCCAGUUAUAAUCAUACGUGGAUUAACCUCUGUUAAGGGCCUUGAGGGCAUAGAAUUACUGGAUACACUUAUUACGUACCUUUGGCGUAUCCAUGGCUUGGAUUACUAUGGAAUGGUUGAAAGAAGUGAAGCCAAGGGCCCUCGGCAUGUGAGAAUAGAGGGCAAGAGUUCUGAUGUUACUAUAGAUGGGGCUGAAUGGGAAAAAAAACUUGAUUCACAUUGGCUCGAUAGGUUGAAAGGUCAGGACCCUUUGGAAAUAAUGACUGCUAAGGAGAAAAUUGAUGCUGCUGCUGUUGACGUUUUAGAUCCCUAUAUCCGGAAAAUUAGGGAUGAGAAAUAUGGGUGGAAGUAUGGCUGUGGAGCCAAAGGUUGCACAAAGCUUUUCCACGCUGCGGAAUUUGUGCACAAACAUCUUAAACUAAAACAUCCAGAUCUUGUGAUGGAGCUGACAUCUAAAGUGCGUGAUGAUUUGUAUUUCCAGAACUACAUGAAUGAUGCAGAUGCACCUGGUGGAACACCUGUUAUGCAGCAAUCUCUAGCGAAGGACAGGCCGCAGAGGCGUAGGCUGGGCUCAGAUAAUAGAUUGAAAGAUGAACGGGGCAUUCGUAGAGGACGUGAAAAUCGAGCUAAUGGCAGUGAAAGAUAUGAUAGGUCUGACAAUCCACAGUCAACUGAUUUCCGAUCCAACAACGAGGGUCCAGAUGGGGGAAAUUCUGAUGAACCAAUGUAUGACACUUUUGGAGGACAAGGCAUGCCUGUUGGUCCUCCUUUUCCCUCAGAUAUACCCCCUCCGCCACUACUGAUGCCCGUUCCUGGUGCUGGUCCACUGGGCCCCUUUGUUCCUGCUCCACCUGAAGUUGCAAUGCAGAUGUUGCGAGAACAGGGGGGUCCUCCUUUUGAAGGUGCUGGUAGAAAUGGGCGGACUGGGCCCCAGUUGAGCGCUCCUUCUCCUAUUCUCUCUUUAUCUCCAGCUUUUCGGCAGGAUCCUCGACAAUUACGAAGUUACCAAGACCUUGAUGCACCAGAGGAUGAAGUCACCGUGAUCGACUACCGGAGUCUGUAGGUGUUCAUAUUGGCAGAAUGAUAUAAGUACUUUUUAGUGACAAAACAAGUCCUGAACCAUCCCAAGGUCAAUUGAUGCCAACAAUCCAACCAUAGUUGCAGCCACCUUGUACGACAUUACAAUGGACCAUGAAUUGCCCUGCCAGCAUGCUGAUUGGAAUCUGGUUUUCUUUUUUUUGUAUUGUGGAUAGUGCAGGUGUGUUCCGUGCCACAAACUCCCUCAAUAUUUUUUCUCCCACUUUUUAUGGGACUUGAGAGGAAUGAGCUUGUGAAUGCCAGGGGAAUAUCCAAUGUCUAUUAAGUUGUACUGUAUAUUUACACUGGUAAAAAUUAAUUUACAGAUAGUGGUUGUGUGCUUAUUUAAAAAGAAAAUUGUUCUAGAAAAA
Molecule: messenger RNA, 2760 nt
Organism: Malania oleifera
Lineage: Eukaryota; Viridiplantae; Streptophyta; Magnoliopsida; Santalales; Ximeniaceae
Product: serrate RNA effector molecule
Exons: 12
Coding region: 153-2375 (740 amino acids)
Biological process (GO): mRNA processing; primary miRNA processing
Cellular component (GO): nuclear body
Source: RefSeq, a predicted model, not a curated record